Molecule: messenger RNA, 670 nt
Organism: Prorocentrum cordatum
Lineage: Eukaryota; Dinophyceae; Prorocentrales; Prorocentraceae
Source: the annotation of a GenBank genome assembly
GCAUCGCGAUGACAGAGUGCGCGCCGCCGUGAACGCACUUAGUUCACUCUAUGGCUCUCGGCCCUUGCCCACCGCGGCAGCUCGCGCAGGGCAGCGCCAGGCCAUCAUGCACAUCUCCGACAGCGUCGACGAGCUGGGGGCCCCGCCCGCGGAGUUCUUCUGGCCUGCCAGCGCUGGUGAAGACGGGGCCCUCCAGGAUCUCCUCUCCUGCGCACGCCUGCAUGGUUCUGGCGCCGCCGCGUCAGCCCCCUUCGUCAGCGACGAGGUCGCGUGGCAUUCCGUCGGCGCUGCGCCCGUGAACAUCGUGGACUUGGCGCAGCCCACGGAAAAGGCGUCGUCGGGCGGCAUGUGCAUGUCCACGUGCGACUUAGAGCGCGCCUUCUACCACGUGAAGUUGCCCGAGGGGAUGGAGGAGAUGUUCACGCUGCCGCCCAUCAGGGCGGGUGUGCUCCAGGAGCUGGGGCGUUCCGACCUCGACUUCGACCCCGCCGUCAACGUGUCGCCCCAGGUCGCGGCGCUGCCGAUGGGCCUCUCGCGGGCACUGCCUCUGCGCCAGUCAGCAGCCCGCGCCGUGCUGGCCGAGGGCGGCCGCGGCGCGGCUAUGACGGCGCAGGACGUCCAGCCCGGCGUGGACGUCACCGCGCGUGGCUCAGUGGGCGUCGGCGCCUAC